UCGAACUACAAAGCCUCGCGUAAAUAUCCCUCUUGCAGAGACCCUUGCAGAAGGAGAAAGAGGCAUCAUUUUCGAAUACCCUACCAUAAGAUUUUCGUAAAUCACAGGCAAUUUCGACUCCCAAACGAAAUCAGCCGACGAGGCUCCCCUGAAAGCCCGGCUCAGCUUUGCAAGCUGGCAGAUCUGCAUCGUGGCCAAUAACCGACGCCACACAGCUAUCCGGCAAUAUCCACACAUAGUAGAUAACGGGAAUUGAUGAUAGGGGACGGAGGGAGUAGUAUAUUUAGCAUAGCAUUCCUCGUUCGCUAGGGAUGGGGGCAUUACACAACUUUACAAUUGCUUGAGUGUAAUCGGAGUUAGCGGUGAUGGACGCCUUGAGAGCAUCGUAUGGUGAUACUUCAUCUGACUCCGAUUCAGAAUCAUGUCCAACCCGUAUCCCCGACCGCACCCCUCUCCCUCCACCGCCGUUGUCUCUUCUCCAGCCCCCAAAUUCAGCAGGUAUAUCCGAUGUUUUGCAUACAGACCAUCCAAAUCGAGUCCGCAGCUUCCCCCAUGUUGAGGGUAAUUAUGCUUUGCAUGUUUAUAUUCCAGUGUAUUUUCCCGUUUCAUCAAGAAGGGAGAUUCUACCCUUCCUGGAAAGGGUUGCAGCUGCUGUGAAUGAGCUUCAUGUGGUUGAUGUUGACAUCCCCUUAAGUAAUUUAAUUAAAGAUGAGCAAAAGCUCAAUCAAGUUGUUCUUGGGAGGGAAUUCCAUGUGAGUUUGGGAAGGACUGUUCCAAUUCGAGUGCACCAGCGAGACUCGCUAGUAGCUAUGCUUCGGCAGAAACUACAGUCUCAUAAGAGGUAUUGGAUUGAUUUUGACAAAUGGGAAGUUUUUGUCAAUGAUGAUUGUACUCGGACCUUUCUCUCAUUGGAAGUCACCGGAGCAGGCUUAGCUGAGAUCCAGAAGCAAAUUGAGUUGGUGAAUGGAGUCUACAAGCUUCACAAUCUCCCAGAGUUUUAUCAGAAUCCACGCCCGCAUAUAUCCAUAGCUUGGGCCGUUGGUGAUAUAAGCAGCUCUCUGAAGAGUGUGAUCAAAGCAGAAAUGAAGAGACAUUUUGAAGUUGUAUCUAAGAAACGAAUUUUCACUUGCAAAUUUGGUGGGAUUUCAUGCAAAAUAGGUAACAAAAUCUAUGAUAUAUGCAAGGUCCCAGAAAUAUGACUCAGGAUGCACACUCUUUUAUGGAAAAUGGCAAAACAUUUAUAUUUUCACAAUUUCCCCACUCGUUUUAGAAUGAAUAUUUUUCACAUGUGCUAUAGAAUGAAUAUUUGGGCAGGUUUGGGCACCCUUUAUCGACGAUGAUAAUGUUAUCAUUUGAUAUUGAUGAGGUAUUGAUGUGAAUAUAUUUCUAAGUUUUUUAAUUUAA
Messenger RNA from Salvia hispanica, 1404 nucleotides. Its product is annotated as U6 snRNA phosphodiesterase-like protein. Gene Ontology annotation, molecular function: 3'-5'-RNA exonuclease activity. Gene Ontology annotation, cellular component: nucleus. The record is from RefSeq and is a predicted model, not a curated record. Gene Ontology annotation, biological process: U6 snRNA 3'-end processing. Lineage: Eukaryota; Viridiplantae; Streptophyta; Magnoliopsida; Lamiales; Lamiaceae.